Odontomachus brunneus is the source of this 3339-nucleotide messenger RNA. Its product is annotated as BTB/POZ domain-containing protein KCTD3. Lineage: Eukaryota; Metazoa; Arthropoda; Insecta; Hymenoptera; Formicidae. Gene Ontology annotation, biological process: protein homooligomerization. The coding region runs from base 144 to 2264 and encodes 706 amino acids. The transcript has 11 exons. Gene Ontology annotation, molecular function: protein binding. The record is from RefSeq and is a predicted model, not a curated record.
AAAGAGAGCACUGAGUGAUGUUUCCGAACGCACCUUCUAACAUAACCUGUUGGGGAGAUUGUUUUGAUUGUCGUGAUUUCAUCGCAGCCAAAGAUCUCACGGGAUAUGAAUUGCGAUAAUAAAGAUACGCGAUAGUAACGAAAAUGGCUGCUUCUUAUCUAAGCGUGAGUGAUAUCGUUCACUUGAAUGUUGGCGGUACUAGAUUUUCCACAUCCCGCCAAACACUGACAUGGAUCCAGGAUUCAUUCUUCACAGCUUUGUUAAGUAAUAGGAUUGACAGUCAUAAGGAUGAAACUGGUGCUCUUUUUAUAGAUAGAGACCCAAAACUAUUCUCUAUUAUAUUAAAUUAUCUGCGUACAAAGGACAUUGAUUUGAGAAGCAUAGAUAUCCGUACUUUGAGGCAUGAGGCUGAAUAUUAUGGUAUUACUCCUUUGGUUAAGCGCUUGAUGCUCUGUGAAGAUUUGACUCAGUCAUCCUGUGGCAAUGUAUUGUUUUAUGGCUAUUUACCACCUCCAAGUAUUCCUCUCCAAGAGCCUGUGACAGUAACAUCGAAUGUUAGUGAUGUAUCUGUUCAUAUUAGAGUUGUAUCUAAUACAAACUCCAGGAUUGAUGGACCAUCUACCUCACAAUCUACAAUUGCUGCUAGUUCCAUUAAUCAAAAUGUUACUACUGGUCAACAAAAUCAUAAAGCAACUCUGGGAACUCACAUAAGGAAUUCCUCUUUAGAUUACCGAUUACCACAGCGUGGUCUCCCACAUUCUCGCACACCAUCCUUAGAUCUGAGACAUGUUAGAAACAAUUCGGCAGAUUUAAAUAAAUUAUAUAGAAACGACGUUAGUUUGGUAUUUGGGCAACAGCAAGUUUCGUCAUGGGUGGAUCCAUUAAGGGUGCAAAUCAUAAAGGCACAUCACAACUGGAUAGUGAUCGCUUACGCGCACUUUAUAACAUGCUACCGACUGAAAGACUCGUCCGGAUGGCAACAUGUGUUCACCAGUCCGCACAUCGAGUGCAUAAUAGAGCGUGUGGCUAUAAACGCAAAGAUGGGCGUUUCCGAUGGUAAAAUGGUCGCCAUAUCCUAUGGCAGCCAAGUAAGGCUUUGGGGCGUAUCGGAGGAAGGGAUCAGUAGAUUGUCUAAAGUAGGCACGUUCAAUUUGAACGUACGCGUGGAGUAUCUGUUCUUUAUCGGCAGUCAGUUGGUUGCAUUAUCGCCAACCGGAAAAAUCGGUGUAUGGCAUGCGAUGACUCAUCACUGGCAGAUACAGGAUGUAGUACCUAUCCUGUCUUUUGACACGGCCGGGUCCUUCCUCCUGUUAGGUUGUAAUAACGGGUCCAUUUAUUAUAUCGAUAUGCAAAAGUUUCCUUUGCGGAUGAAGGAUAACGAUCUACUCGUAACUGAAUUAUAUCGUGAUCCAAGUUGCGAUCCCAUAACUGCGAUAUCUGUAUAUUUGACGCCGAAAACAACACAAGGUCUUUGUGGGAACUGGAUAGAAAUUGCAUACGGCACGAAGUCUGGCAGUGUCAGAGUAAUCGUGCAGCAUCCGGAAACCGUAGGUCACGGUCCGCAGUUAUUUCAAACAUUCACAGUGCAUCAAAGCAGUGUAACUAAGGUGACACUUUCGGAAAAAUACCUGGUAUCAGUCUGCUCGGAAUAUAAUCAUGUGCGGAGUUGGGCGGUGACCAGAUUUCGCGGAAUGAUCUCAACUCAACCAGGGUCAAUGCCUGAGGCAAGCUUCAAAAUCGUUUCCUUGGAAGCAAUCGAUCCUUGCGUCAGCUACAAUGCCGGCAACGAUUUCGGUCCGUUUGGUGAGCAAGACGACGAGCAAGUAUUUGUUCAGAAAGUUGUGCCCGAAACUGAUCAAUUGUUUGUUCGAUUGGCGUCAAAUGGAAAAAGAGUUUGUGUAAUUCAGUCAGUGGACGGCAGCAUAAUAAGCUCUUUCUACGUGCACGAAUGUGAAGGCAUGGGCUCAAGGCCCAGGCGUUUCAUAUUUACUGGCCAUUCUAACGGCACUAUACAAAUGUGGGAUCUCACAACGGCAUUGGAUCCGUCUUUCAAUGCCAUUCAAGAUUUCUCUGGUGGACCUACGCCAGAAGAGCUUUGGAAACUGUUGGAUCAAUGCGACCUCAGCAACAGUCAUUGCUCAACACCUUGCAUCAGUCCCUCCCCUUCGUUGAUUGCGACCGGACCUAGGAUUAAGACGAGUAAUGUCUUGUUCCUUAAUCAGUCACAGAAUCCGGACGUAAUGCCUGGACCGAGUCAAACGUAAGGACGUAUUUAAUUGAGGUAUCUGGCACGAACGGAAACUGAAUAUAUCUGGCGGUUUAUAACCGCGGAUAUAGAGAUAUGCGCUAACACAUAAACAGAAUCUGCAUUUAUCUAGUUAUUAUUUAUUUAUUUAUUGACAAACCAAACACGCUAUAAACCGUCGAAAACAAGUCUGUAUAAUUAUAGUUCCUAAAUCAAUAUCUUUGCAUUCAUGCGCAUAAAAGAGACUAUUCUGCUCUACAAACUCUAUACAUGAGGUUUGUUAUUUAUCUAUUUAAGUAGUGCAAUCUGAAAAUAAUAUGACAAAGAGCAUGACUGUGCGUUAUAUAAGCUUUACAGCUGUAUAUUUAAUUAUAAACUCAUUAUAUUAGUUAUAUAUUCAUGUUGAUAAUAUUACUUUAGCGUAAGCGGAUUUUAUGCAAAUGAAUGUCUAUAAGGUUUAUUUUAAGAGAGUUUGGUAAUAUGGCUAAAAUGUUCUCGAGAAAAUCGUGUUUGCAUUUGUUGUUAUUAAUAUAAUUAAAUUUUUUAUAAACUCUAACAAAAGUCGUAAAAUUUUAAACAUAUAUGCAUAUGCUCUUUUAUUAUUUAUAUCGUUAUUCCUAUCAGAGCAGUUAUCAAAUUCUCUUAAGAAAGUUCGAUUUUACGAUAUUCAUUGUUUCAAUAUAAACUUUUAUACAUUGUCGUACAUAAGCUCGUUUAAUGAAAAAUAAGUAUAAGAUCGUCUAGGUAGAGGGGUAUAUAUUCAGUAAAAUCUCAUUGACUGAUAGAUAAUACGAGAGUUAAAAAUGUAUGUGUUUUGUUUAGAAUUAUAUAUUCUGUAUUAAUGUUAUACAAAAAACGAAGAUAAUCGUACAAAGAAACGCGCCAUUUUCUCGCGAUGUAUUGAAACAAAAUUAACAAGUCCUAAAGUAAAGGAAGCUAUCGAUAUAAGUCGGUGUGAACAUUGUUAUAUUAAUUUACGCAUAGCAUGCGACCUGCAUUUUUACCUCAACUGUAAAACACUUAAUAAUAUGUCAACACUGUAUCACUAUCAACACUUCAUAUCCCUGAAUAUAUAAUUUCAAAAGUUGAUUUCA